CCCGGGUGAUUCAGUCGCAGUGUCAAUCACCCUGCCCUCCUCCUCCUCCUCCCCUUCCUCCCGCCGCCGGCUCCGCCUCCAGGGGGGUGAGUCCGAAACUUUAUAAGUUGAGCUUUCGCCGAACCCGCUGGAAGCGGUGAGCGGGUCCGGUGGUCGGGCGGCAUCAAGUAGCACCAGCGGCACCGCUACCACCGGCGUGGGGUAGGUUGCGAGCCGGGGCGCUGGAGGCUGUGCCGUACCCACGCCGUGACUCCUCGUGUCUGCGUGCCGCUGCCCCUCCCGCUGCUCCCCUCGCUUGCUGAAGAUGUCCACAGCCCUGGUGUCGCCCACCAUCUUCGAGCUGAGUGAAGUUUUAUACAAGAGCAACAAGAUGUUGAAUUACAGUCCCUCGGGUGUCAGCGGGUGCCUGCUGGACAGGAAGGCGGUGGGCACCCCGGCCGGCGGGGGUUUCCCUAGGAGGCACUCUGUCACCCUGCCCAACUCCAAGUUUCACCAGAACCAGCUUCUCAGCAGCCUGAAAGGGGAGCCGGCUCCCAUGCUGGGCCCCCGGGAAAGCCGCUUCCGGGACCGCUCCUUCUCGGAGGGUGGCGAGCGCCUGCUGCAGCAGAAGCAGCCCGGGGGACAGGUCAACUCCAGCCGCUACAAGACGGAGCUGUGCCGCCCCUUCGAGGAGAACGGCGCCUGCAAGUACGGUGACAAGUGCCAGUUCGCUCACGGCAUUCACGAGCUGCGGAGCCUCACCCGCCACCCCAAGUACAAGACCGAGCUCUGCCGCACCUUCCACACCAUCGGCUUCUGUCCCUACGGGCCGCGCUGCCACUUCAUCCACAACGCGGAGGAGCGCCGUGCCGUGGCGGGCAGCCGGGAGCCCACCGUCACCGACAGACCCCGCCUGCAGCACAGCUUCAGCUUCGCCGGCUUCCCCAGCACUGCUGCCAGCGGGCUGCUGGACAGCCCAACUUCCAUCACCCCGCCGCCCAUGCUGAGCGCAGACGACCUGCUGGGCUCCCCUACCUUGCCUGACUGCGCCAGCAACCCCUUCACCUUCUCCAGCCAGGAGCUGGUCAGUCUCUUUGGCCCCAGCAUGGGGGUGCAGGUGCCCAGUGGGAGCUCCCCCACCACCUUCUUGUUCAGGCCCAUGUCUGAAUCCCCCAACAUGUUUGACUCGCCACCCAGUCCUCAGGACUCCCUCUCUGACCAGGAGGGCUAUCUGAGCAGCUCCAGCAGCAGCCACAGCGGCUCAGAUUCCCCUAUCCUGGACACCUCAAGACGUCUUCCCAUCUUCAGCAGACUCUCCAUCUCCGACGAUUAAUCUGUGUUUGCCUGUUGCUCUCCCCCCCAACUCCUCCUCUGUUAUGAUGUUAAGCUGAACUCCCCCUCCCACCCCCCACCCUGUCCCCAGUAGUCCGAGCUGGAUGUUAACCUGCCCACGUGCCUGCCGUAGACCCACUGGCUUGCUUAAACCUUAAGUGCCAAAUUACGAUGAAAAGCAAUAACGUUUACAAAAUUAGUGCCUUUUAACACUUUCACUGUGACUGUAUUACCUCUCCAGCUGCAGAGGGCACCAGCAGCUCUGUGCACUUCCAGAUGUGCAGGAAAUGUCCAGAUCCAGCUCCCUCCACUGGCCGCGUACUGCAUUGCCCUCUCCCAGUCUUUCCCCGACUGGCCAGUUUUCUGCUAGGCUGCAGGCAUGUGGGCAGGCGUUAACGUACACUGCUUUUUUUUUUUUUAAUCCUCCUCUCUCCCCUUAAAGACUAAAUCUUGCCUGGAUCCGCUCAGGUCUGCGGGAAGAAAAGCUGAGAACGGACAAAGAUUGUAACAUGGUGGGACUUAAAACUGGGAGGAAGAAAACAAAAACAAAACCCCAGAUGGACUAUGAGAGACUUGAUUUUGGUGCUAAAAAGUUCCCCGUGUAUUCAUGUGACAUCUUUAAAACAAAUAAAAGAAAUAGAGGGGGGGUGGGGCCGACAGAAGUCAUUCCACACACACACACACACAUGCAAGUUCCUGUAAACAAAGUUCCAGUAGACAUAGCUUUAAUGGUUUUUUGCUCUAGAUUACUUUAGAACUAUCUUAGAGCACUCACGCCAAGCUUUUUAUUAUGUUUUUUUUUUUUUGUGGUUUUUUUGUUUUGGUUUUGUUUGGUUUUUUUUUUUCUGGGUUUUUAAUUUUGUAUAACUUUUCAGAAAUUGGAGAGCAAAUUUUGCUUGUCACUGCACAACAAUAUAAGAAAAAAAAAAAAGCUUAUUUAACUUAUCAAAACGUAUUUAUUGCCGAAACCUAUGCUUUUUUUUUUGUUAAUUUUGUUCAUAUUUAUCGGGAUGAUGAAUCCAUAGAAUAUAUUCUUUUAUGUUUAAAUUAUGAUCUUCCAUAUUAAUCUUAAGAUUGUGAAGUGUCUUUUUUCCUUUUUUUUUUUUUUUCCUCCCCCCCUUUCCUCUCCCCUCCCCACAGUUUAAUAUAUUAUACUACAAUGACAUUUUUUUGUAACUUUACACUUUUUUUUUGGUUAUUUUAUUUUAAAAAAUGAAAAAUUAAUUUAAAAAAAAAUGCAAAAAACUGUGUUUGGAUUAUUUAUUUUAGAAUUUCCCCUCCCUUCCCUUCCCUCUUUUUUUUUUUUUUUAUGUUGGACUGCAAAUUGAGUUAAUGUGCUUCUUUUGACUUUCCUUCUCUUCUCCUCUUGCCCUCUCCUGGGUCUUGCCUUCCUGGGCUUUAGAAUGUACAUACCCUGAGCUCUGUUGUGAGACAGCGUGGAAGGAAGAGCUUUUCCUUCCUUUUUUUGUAUAGAUUCUUCAAGGAGAAAAAGCCUUGGGCUCAAAGUGCCUAUCUGAAGACAUUCCAAAUAUAGUUUGUCUUUGCAUUUCUGUAUUCCAAGUAUGGAGUUUUCCUUGCCGAGGUGAACGGGACUGGCACAAAGAGAAUAAUGAAUGUAUUUUUUUUCCCCCCUGUUACUGUUCACUACAUUACUUUCUCUUUUUCUUCCCUCUUUGUGUGAGUUUUAUUUAAAAGAGAAUAUCUUUUGUAACGACUGUUUGCAGUUUAAAUCAAUAAACCCCAAGUUUUUUCAAGAAA
Messenger RNA from Pogoniulus pusillus (Red-fronted tinkerbird), 3069 nucleotides. It is a transcript of the gene ZFP36L1, whose product is annotated as ZFP36 ring finger protein like 1. The record is from RefSeq and is a predicted model, not a curated record. The transcript is spliced from 2 exons. Bases 305 to 1312 code for a protein of 335 amino acids. Lineage: Eukaryota; Metazoa; Chordata; Aves; Piciformes; Lybiidae. Gene Ontology annotation, molecular function: metal ion binding; mRNA binding.